Messenger RNA from Miscanthus lutarioriparius, 2425 nucleotides. The record is from the annotation of a GenBank genome assembly. NCBI's taxonomy places the organism in Eukaryota, Viridiplantae, Streptophyta, Magnoliopsida, Poales, Poaceae.
AUGGCGGCCAUCAUCGUGGAAAAUCUCUUGCAGAUCAAGACAGAGACAGUGGAUCUGGAGAACAUCCCUAUGGACGAAGUAUUUACCUUCCUCAAAUGCAGCAAGGAAGGCCUCAGCUCCAAUGAAGCCCAGACACGCGCCACCAUGUUUGGUCCCAAUAAAUUAGAAGAAAGAAAGGAGAACAAGGUGUUGAAGUUCCUAAUGUUUAUGAACAAUCCGUUAUCGUGGGUGAUGGAGAUUGCUGCUGUGAUGGCCAUUGCGCUUGCCAACGGCGACAACAGGCCGCCGGACUGGCAAGAUUUUGUCGGCAUCGUGGUGCUCCUUAUCCUCAACUCCACCAUCUCAUUUAUCGAGGAGAACAAUGCCGGGAGCGCCGCAGAGGCGCUCAUGGCCAACCUUGCGCCUAAGACCAAGGUGUUGCGUGAUGGCCGAUGGAGCGAGGAGGACGCGGCGGUCCUCGUCCCGGGUGACAUUAUCAGCAUUAAGCUUGGCGACAUCAUCCCAGCUGACGCUCGCUUGCUCGAGGGCGAUGCGCUCAAGAUUGACCAGUCGGCGCUCACUGGCGAGUGUCUUCCGGUCACCAAGAGCCCCGGCGACGGUGUCUACUCGGGCUCCACGUGCAAGCAGGGCGAGAUCGAGGCAAUUGUCAUCGCCACCGGAGUGCACACCUUCUUUGGGAGGGCGGCGCACCUUGUCGAUAGCACCAACCAGGUCGGCCACUUCCAGAAGGUGCUCCAGGCCAUCGGCAACUUCUGCAUAGGAACCAUCGUCGUUGGCUUAUUCGUCGAGGUCAUCGUCAUGUACGCGGUCCAGCACCGCCGGUACCGUGAAGGCAUCGACAACCUCCUCGUGCUUCUGAUCGGCGGCAUCCCAAUUGCCAUGCCUACUGUGCUCUCCGUCACCAUGGCAAUCGGCUCCCACAGGCUGUCGUUGCAGGGCGCUAUCACCAAGCGCAUGACUGCCAUCGAGGAGAUGGCCGGCAUGGAUGUGCUUUGCAGUGACAAGACCGGCACGCUCACCCUCAACAAGCUCAGUGUUGACCGCAGCCUUGUUGAGAUCUUUGCCGCGGACGUUGAAAAGGACGAUGUUAUCUUGUUCGCUGCCAGGGCAUCUAGGGUGGAGAACCAGGAUGCCAUCGACGCCGCCAUGGUUGGCAUGCUAAGUGAUCCAAAGGAGGCCAGGGAUGGCAUUGAGGAGGUGCACUUCUUCCCCUUCAACCCCGUCGACAAGCGAACAGCCCUCACCUAUAUUGAUCUCGCUGAUGGUAUCUGGCACCGUGUCAGCAAGGGUGCACCCGAACAAAUAUUGGCUCUCUGCAACUGUGGAGAUAACGUCAAGAACUUGGUUCACACUGUGAUCGACAAGUACGCCGAGCGUGGUCUUCGAUCUCUUGCAGUUGCAAGGCAGCAAGUUCCGGAGAAGAGGAAAGAAAGCCUCGGAGAGCCAUGGGAAUUUGUGGGUCUGCUUCCUCUCCUGGACCCACCAAGGUCGGACAGUUCUGACACAAUCAAGCAUGCGCUCGACCUCGGUGUCAAUGUGAAGAUGAUCACAGGCGCUAAGAGCAAAGAUGAAGCCACUGCUUCGAUUCCUGUGGAUGACUUGAUCGAGAAGGCUGAUGGCUUUGCUGGCGUCUUCCCAGAGCACAAGUAUGAGAUUGUCAAGAAGCUGCAGGAGAUGAAGCACAUUUGUGGAAUGACCGGAGAUGAAGGCUCCAGUGUCAUCAUUAGUGCUGUGCUCACUAGCAGGGCCAUCUUCCAGAGGAUGAAGAAUUACACUCACUAUCAUGACUAUCGCAAAGGAAGAGUAAAACCGUCGCCACACCCUGAUAGCUGGAAGCUGAACGAGAUCUUUGCCACAGGCGUUGUGUACGGAGCCUACAUGGCUGUAAUGACUGUCGUAUUCUUCUGGGCCAUGAGAAGCACCGACUUCUUCUCUGUUGCCACUCUGAUUGCAGUGUUCGCGAACUUUGCGGUUUGCCCGCAUCAGAGGAAUCGGAUGGGGUUGGGCCGGCGUCAUCUGGCUUUACAGCCUCGUCACCUUCGUUCCCUCGACCUGUUCAGGGUUCGCUAUCCACUACGCAAUGUUGAGCGGCAAGGCCUGGAACAAUCUCCUGCAGAACAAGACAGCCUCACGACGAAGAAGAACUACGGCGAGGGGAGGAGCGCAAGGCGCAGUGGGCGACGACGCAGCGCAGCCUGCACGGCCUCCUACGACCCACCGAGUCCGAGGCCGGCGGCAGGCGCAGCAGCAGCAACACGGAGCUGUCGAGGAGAUCGCUUUGAGCAGGCCAAGCGGCGAGCGGAGUUCGCGAGGCUGCGCGAGAAGAACACGCUGAGGGGCCAGCUCGAGUCGUCGGCGAGGCGCAGCAGGGGGAUCGACAUCAACACUUGGUCAGGACGCCGUUCUGCAACGCGUAAACGUGCGC